AUGCCCAAAUCACCCCAGUCAAACAAGCGAUCUGACACCAGGUCUCGCUCGCCUUCUGUCCUCAGGGUCGAUAGAAAGUCUGGCAAUCUCACGCGCGCUUCGACACCCACUACGUCUUCUAUCAUUCCUACAGAGACUCCAACACCUUCGUAUAUGACCAACGUCCACGACUCGUCGACGAGUGCUAUGGCUGGUGCCACGACGCACAUAUUCGAGAUGCUCGAAGCGCUCAGGGACCAAUAUGGAGUGGAGACAGUCCUCGUCGUAACUCGAGGCAACAUAAAGCAACCGCGUUUCUCGAGGGUUCACGCGUCCAGGAAAGCGUCGCGCUUUCUACGAAAUGUCGUUCGUACGGAUGCUGGACAGCUCGCAGAGAAGCUGGAGGGAUACAUUGUUUCCGGAGCUGCUGAUCAUGGUACUUUCAUUUGGGCUUCUUCAUGGUACCAGUCGCUCAUUCUUAUGCUCAAAGGCGGAAUACCUCAUUCAACCGUGAAAAUGAAGCAAAAAGAGCAGAUCAAGAUAGCGAGAGAUUUUAUCCUCAAUGGCUUGAUUGACAUCCUGCGUGAGGACAACAUGCCUGAAGAUCAAAUACCAAAGUCCAUGAACUACAAAAGCUACGAAACGAAGAUUGUGGAGCAAUGUGGUGUCGUCCUGAUCGGCUAUCCAGGAGACAAGGGCAUCGUUAAUCCGGGAGAACUCGAUGCGCUGAUGCUUAAGGAGCUUUUGACACGCCUAAACGAUGGCCGCUGCUAUUGGAAGAAAUUGAACGAUGUGGCGUCGACAUCUCGCGUGGAACGCCAUACUUCUUCCCUAUCAAGUCCUGCCACUCCAAAUUGCGAACGUGCUCCUGCGUCCUUCGGCACGCUUCCUCCUUCUGGGACCGAGUUCGAAAUCCCGACUCCAAGCUCCACAGACCUGUCAUCUUCGUGGCUUAAAGAUAUCGUUUCGACAAACACGCCUCCGGAAGGUGAUGGAUACUUGCUCAUGGCCCAAGGUUACGACAAUCCCGUUACAGAGUACCCAUCCCAGGCGGCGCCCAUGCUUCAUUACGAACCACCAUCUUCUUGUCUCAACCAAGAAUACACAAUGCCUUGGCAAGCUCCCGACCCGGUUGCUAAGGCCAUGAACGUAUUACACCGCGCAUAUCUAGAGGCCUUCAUCUCAUUAUUCCCUAACCAAAUGCCUAACAUGACCGCACCGCUUCCCUCUUUUACAGACAUGCUCCCUUCGUUCUCGCCAUCAUCCAGUACACUUUACAGCGGCUCCGACACAUAUACUCCUCCACCAUCGGAUAUCGUCACUCCUCCCGCCACGAGUCCACUACCAGCUCCAACUCCAUCCGACGUGUAUGAUAGUCCGAUUCCCGCCGACAUGCCCAACCUCAUCCCAGAGCACCAGUGUUUCGCCGCCACUGCGGAGACAGACGGGAUUUCUGCGAGUUUCUUGUCUCUCAACAGCAACGUCACUUCCGAUACAAAUUCUUUUCCUUGGCUACAAACAUGGCAAACAUAG
Cyclocybe aegerita is the source of this 1512-nucleotide messenger RNA. Lineage: Eukaryota; Fungi; Basidiomycota; Agaricomycetes; Agaricales; Hemipholiotaceae. The record is from the annotation of a GenBank genome assembly.